Cylindrotheca closterium is the source of this 609-nucleotide messenger RNA. The record is from the annotation of a GenBank genome assembly. Lineage: Eukaryota; Bacillariophyta; Bacillariophyceae; Bacillariales; Bacillariaceae.
AUGCAGAACGCAAAGUCGGAAGUAAUUGCAACCACAGCGAAGCCAAAGAAAAGAGUUACCUUCAACACAACCGUCAAAGGUCGUGGAGUCUUGAGUAUUUACGAUUACUCCCCCAGAGAGAUCUCGGCAGCAUGGUACAACGCUGAAGAGUUGAUUGGAAUUACCAAAUCAUGCUUUCGAAUAAUCGCGAGAAUACAAAAUGGUGCUAGAAACGGUAAGAAGUACUGUACUAGAGGUCUCGAAGGUCGCACCAGAAUGGGUUAUGCGAUCCGAAAGAAGAGCAGAGGAGCUGCAAUCUUGGCAGUUCUAAAGGAACAAUCCGAUCAGUGGAUUGAUGGGGGAGAUGCCGACCCGGAAGCGAUUGCGGAAGUCUACCGAAAGAAGACCAAAAGCGCUCUACUCUCGGCCCAAUUCGUUGGUAUGCGUGACCAACUGGCUGCCGAUGCCAUCCACCGCCAUAUCCCAAAGAAGAUUGAUAAUAUGGAAGAGAUGAUGACGAAAGGACGACCCGAGAAGCCCAACUUUGUUGGUUCCCAAAAUGGAAGAAAGAUGCUACCAAUCAAAGAAGUGCAAAGCCUUCCUACCAUUUAUAAUUUGCGGGUGGCAUGA